GAUAAUGCUAAGCGGUUCUCUGCCCAUAACAGACGCCAAUCAACACGAACAUAUGUUCCGAGGUUUCGAGAAAUCUAUAAUAAUGGGUGGUGCUCUAUUAGUUGAUUUCUUCUUCUUAGCAAGUGGGACACUCCUUUCAUAUCUCUUGCUAAGUGAUUUAAAGAAAUACAAGUCUGUGAACCUGUUAAGAAAAGUGAUCAUUCGCUUCCUAAGACUCACGCCAACCUACAUGGUGGUGGUGUUCUUCCACGCUACAGUGUUCCACCGCCUGGGGUCCGGCCCACUGUGGGAGAGUGUGGUUGGUCGGGAGAGAGACCGCUGCCAGGCCAACUGGUGGACCAACUUGCUCUACAUCAACAACUAUGUCAACGCUGACCGCAUGUGCAUGAUCACAACUUGGUACUUGGCUGCCGACACUCAGCUGUUCAUAGUCUGCUUGCUCAUGGUCUACAUCAUUGGUCGUUGGCCACCCUGGGGAUACGCCCUGGUGGCCACACUGUCGUCUUUGUCAGUCCUGAUUCCGUUUUUCAACACCUGGUGGAGACGUGAGGAAGCACUAUUCCUGCCGUUCACUGAGUAA
Messenger RNA from Bacillus rossius redtenbacheri, 580 nucleotides. Its product is annotated as nose resistant to fluoxetine protein 6-like. Gene Ontology annotation, molecular function: acyltransferase activity, transferring groups other than amino-acyl groups. NCBI's taxonomy places the organism in Eukaryota, Metazoa, Arthropoda, Insecta, Phasmatodea, Bacillidae. The record is from RefSeq and is a predicted model, not a curated record. Bases 5 to 580 code for a protein of 191 amino acids. The transcript has 4 exons.